AGUCAGACAGAGUCAGAUUCAAUGACGAAGGAAAACCUUUCCUUCGUCAUUGGUCAGAUUGCUUUCAAAAUAUUUCGUAAACUACAGAUAUGUAAGAAAAGAAUAUUAAUAUUCUCCCGCUUACACAAAAACAAGUAACCAAAUUAUUCGAAAAACACAAAAUGGAUUUUUCUGAAACCUCAUCAAUCAUGUCGACUAGCCCAGACGUUCUACAGACCUACUGCCUCUACGCCACUAUUCUGGCGCUGAAGCUCGUCAUGUUGAAGCCUCUAGCGACCUACGCGACCUGCCAUGCCGAUAAACUGGAGAGAUUCCAUUUCACUGGACUGAAAUAUAUCACUCCUUUUUGGGUGAUCGGUGCUUUGUACACCACUACAAAUCCUGACCCAGAAGUGGCCUUGCCUUUGUUUCGAGUGUUUGUUUUGGGCAGACUGGUGAUGUUGGCGGAUUGCCUGACCAAGGUACCUCGGGAGAUGAAGAGGCUGUCUUUCUUUAGCACAAUAGUGAUCACUGCAUUCAUGGGUGUUAAAGUGCUUAAUGCUUACAAGAGCGCUUUUUAAGUGGGCUGUUCACGUUUUGAAUGUUUUCGUUUUGGAGGUGAUAAAUAAACUUUAUUUAUGUAA
Molecule: messenger RNA, 623 nt
Organism: Plutella xylostella (diamondback moth)
Lineage: Eukaryota; Metazoa; Arthropoda; Insecta; Lepidoptera; Plutellidae
Product: microsomal glutathione S-transferase 1-like
Source: RefSeq, a predicted model, not a curated record